This is a messenger RNA of Epinephelus fuscoguttatus (brown-marbled grouper), 1945 nucleotides long. RefSeq names its product sulfotransferase family 5A, member 1 (gene sult5a1). The coding region runs from base 139 to 1029 and encodes 296 amino acids. Gene Ontology annotation, molecular function: sulfotransferase activity. Gene Ontology annotation, biological process: sulfation. NCBI's taxonomy places the organism in Eukaryota, Metazoa, Chordata, Actinopteri, Perciformes, Serranidae. Gene Ontology annotation, cellular component: cytoplasm. The record is from RefSeq and is a predicted model, not a curated record. The transcript is spliced from 6 exons.
CUCUCUCACAGAGCGGAUGUACAAAGAUAGACUACAAGACAGACAGACUGAGUGAGAGGAAGGUAUACACAAGAGGAAAACUAGUCAAGAGGCAGCUAAUCAAGACCAGCAAAUAACAUCCUUGUAUCAGAGUUGGAUAUGGCCAGGUUGGAUGUCAUAGAGAAGUUUCAUGGUAUUUCGUUUCCCGGACACCUGCACACCCAGGAUUCCUUACAGCGUGCUCUCAAAUUUCCGUUUGAGGACACGGAUAUCGUCAUUGUCUCCUACCCAAAGUCAGGCACCACAUGGAUGCAGGAAAUAGUGACUCUCAUAUCCAACAGAGGGAACCCACACUUGUCCCAAACUGUCCCAAACUGGGCUCGGGCUCCCUGGCUGGAGCAUUAUUAUUUCACUGAAGUGAUGGAGGCUUCACCCACCAGACCUGGAAUCAUCACUACACACAUGCCUCAUCACCUGCUGGGCCCCGCCCUCCAGGGCUCCAAAGCCAAGAUUAUCUACGUGAGCAGAAACCCUAAAGACGUGGUGGUUUCCUUUUACCACUUCCACAAAAUGGCCAACUUCCUCCCUGAGCCUGGCUCAUUUCCAGAGUUUUUAAAUCAUUUCCUGGAGGGCACACUGUUCUAUGGCUGCUGGUUUGACCACAUUAAAGGCUGGACCAGUCAGACAGCAGCUAUGAACGAUAUGCUUCACAUCACCUAUGAAGAAAUGUCAUUGGACCUACAUGGCGCCAUAAAGAGGGUGAGCGCUUAUCUACAGAGUUCCCUGCUGGAGGACGAGAUCAACAGCUGUGUGAAACACUGCAGCUUCAGCAGCAUGAAAGACAACAAGAUGGUCAACUACACCCUGGUGACUGAGGACAUAAUGGACCACAGCAAGGGCUCCUUCAUGAGAAAAGGUAAGAUUGGAGACUGGAAGAACAUGUUCACAGAGGAGAUGAAUCAAUAUUUCUCAAGAGUCUUCAAGUCCAAGAUGGAGGACUGUAUUUUAAAGUUUGAGUGGGGGGAGCAACAUGAAGAGGACGCUAAUUAACAAAUCCCACUGAAGAACACCGAACUAUGAAACAAAGCUAAUUAAAGUUUGAAAUGAUGUAGCAGAUGGAUCACGGUGGAUGUGUAUCUCUAAGUUUCAGCUUAAAUAGUUUAAGGAACAUUUUCUGAAAUGCAAUGUUGAGUACCCUUCAUUGCCUCUCAUGUAUAUUGCAGUGUGUCUGUGCAUUAUGUAACACUUGUAAUGAUGUAUGCAGUCUCUUAUUAUCAUAAUUUCCUGUGUAUAUAUCUCUCAGAUAAACUGAAUCCUCUUACAGUUGACUAUGGUCCAACUUAUUUGUUUUUCACGCAGAACAAGUGGCACUUAAGGUUGCUAAUGUGCAGUACAAGCAACGAAAGUGACAGUUAUGUAAGUGGUACGACAAUGAGCAGAGGGGGAAGGACAGGUCAAAGGUUUUAAUACAAAGCUCCUUGUCCAGAGGGCUGAGCCAUCCUUGUGCAUCCUGUCACUUCACAGACCCGAAGAAAAGUGUUGCUCCCCCUCUAGUUUCCAUGUAACGCAGAGCUUUGAUCAAAUCCUGUCGUGUGUGUGUACGAGAGCAAACAUAUGGCACAGAGUGUACAGAACACACUGUGCUCUGUGGCUGAAAGGACCGCUUAUAUCUGAUGAAAGGCAUCAGUCUGGUAAAGGUUGAUAUGAGCAUUAUUACACAGAGGUAACACAGGUAGAGUUUAAAUGGUUGUAGAUAUUUCUGCUAUUCAGAGGUCAAUGAAAUCACUUGUAUGUGGGUUUUGCUGGGUGUAAAAAUAGUGACACUGAGAUCCAUUUUACAUCAUGACUGUCUGUCAUUACGAUAACAUUUUUGUAUUUAGUCUGGCAUGUGCAUUUGAAUCCCCCAGGACCCUACUGUGAGAUUGUUUUUGCUUUGUGGUUUAAAUUAAAUCUGAAUUUAAAAUUA